AUGCAGCUGAGAGUACUAGUUGUCUCUGUGUUCAAGGGAGGCAGCACAUAUGCCCCCGACGUGCCAAAGUACAGCCGCGAAUUCCUCACAAGGCGGUUCAUCGUCUUUGCUGGUAUUAUUGUUGGGUACUCGUGCUACUACCUCACAAGAAACAGCUUGGGAUUUGCUGCCCCCGUCAUGGUUGCUGACAAGUCGCUGAACAUGGACAUCACAAAUAUCGGUGCCCUGACUUCGAUCUUUCCCAUCUUCUAUGGAUUCAGCAAGUUUGCAAGUGGUGUGCUGGGAGCCCGCACGCCUGCCCACAUAUUGCUUGGCUCGGGCCUUAUUGCGACUGCAGCUGUGAACAUCUGCUUCGGAUUCGGCACUUCCUUGGCAUGGUUCAGUGUGUUCUGGGCAAUGAAUGGACUGCUACAGGGCUUGGGUGGACCAUGCUGCGCACGAGUGCUGACCAAUUGGUGGGCUUCGGGUGAGCGUGGCACAUACUGGGGAAUGUGGAACAUAGCCCACAACGUGGGUGGCUUCCUUGCCCCAAUAAUCGUUGGGACAGUUGCCACAAAGUUUGGGUGGCGGUGGGGCCUUUGGACCCCAGGCGUUAUUGGAGUCAUCGUUGGCUUGGCAGUUCUGUUUGCGGUCCAAGACAACCCAACGUCCUUGGGGUACCCGGCUGUUGAAGAGUCAGUCAAGGAGGAGAAGCCCACAGAGGAUGGCACUGCUGGUGACAAGCCCAGUUUGCUGGAUCUGCUGAUUCAAAACGUGCUGAAGAACCCCUACAUCUGGGGUAUGGCACUUACGUACUUCUUCAUUUACGUCAUUAGGCAGGGCGUGACCUCAUGGUUUGUCUUCUAUCUCAUCACGGCCAAGGGUGUUGGCGACGCCGGCUCCGCAGCGGUGCGUGUAUCUGGGAUGGAACUCGGUGGCCUUGUGGGCAGCCUCAUAGCUGGCAGGUUCAGUGACUGGAUGAUCCUGCACGCCAAGCCUGGGCAGGGGGCUGUAGGGAAACGGGUGCAGGUUGUUAUGAUGUACACCUUGGGCGUAGCGGUUGCGCUUUUCUCCUUCUGGAGCCUUCCUGGCAACCUGCCAUGGUUGCAGUGGAUUAAUGUCUUCAUGGUGGGGUUCUUCCUGUAUGGUCCCCAGAUGCUCAUUGGCCUGUGUGGUGCUGAGCUGGUGGGGCCUGAAUCGGUGGGCGCCUCGGAAGGCUUCCUUGGAUGGGUUGCGUACCUGGGAGCAGCCAACGCUGGCAUCCCGCUGUCCAUUCUCGUCAAGAGCUUUGGCUGGAGCUAUUACUUUGGGGCGCUGAUCGCAGCAUGCGGUGGCGCGUUGCUGCUACUGGCGCCAAUGAUGAACUUGAAGAGUCAUGUGCAGAGGGAGGAGGCAAAGCUGAAGCUGAAACCCGCCUGA
Ostreobium quekettii is the source of this 1398-nucleotide messenger RNA. The record is from the annotation of a GenBank genome assembly. NCBI's taxonomy places the organism in Eukaryota, Viridiplantae, Chlorophyta, Ulvophyceae, Bryopsidales, Ostreobiaceae.